AGGGUCAGAGUCGAGUCAUUCCCAAUUUAAUCCAGAGUCCCGGCAACCAUUGAUACCUGCAGCCUGCAGAUGUGUAAAUGCAUCUGUUAUGGCUGGUUUCAUCAGCAACAAUUAUAUGCCUCUCUGCCAUCUUCCUGGCAUAUCUGUUCUUAUCAGAAGACAUGAUCACACCUGGUUCAGUCCAGCCACUGGACCCAGAUGCCUUCUCAUCUCUGUUCUGUGAAGGAGCCACAGCAGCAGCUCGCCAGUGCAUUAUCACAAACCUCUGUUAUCUUCCAGCUGAGAGACAGUUUGUGAUGAUUGAGUCAGCCAACAGCCGCUUCAUAGGCAUACACAACUCAAGUGACCUGCAGCCUCUGCUGAAACUGAACCCGGUAGUCGAUCACAACCUGUUCGACCUGAAUCUGAUACCUGUGACGGCCAAAUGGCUGUCUGUAAGACACGCGGUUUUCCAUCGCGGCGACUUCUUCGUCUUUGAGCCGUUCAAACCGGACAACCUGAUGCACGUGUUGCAUGACGACUUGCUGCCGGCGUACCUGACGAUGUACAAGCUGUGUUACGGAGAGAUGGGUGAAUGUGUGCGCCGCUGGCGGCCGCUGCUCCGCUCUGACUCUCUGCCGUCGCCGCUAGCCCCGCUGUACGCCGCUCUGUGGGACAAUCCACCAACGCCGACCGGUGAACUGGAUCCAUCGACACCUCACUGCUUCGAACGGAGCCACCUAGGACUGCGGUCCGACUCACUCUGGUACCAGUACGGGUUCGAGCGGCCCCAGUCGCCGCUACCCACACCGUUCCUGCAUCACGAGCACCUGGACGAUUUUAGAGCUCACCUACUAUGGCGGUUGGGAGCGACGGUCGGUAGUGGAGACCCGCAGCCGUCACAGCCGGGGUACGUGCUGCUCCUCUCUCGAACCGAGUCCCGGCUCAUUCUGAACGAGGCCGCGCUGUCGGUGGCGCUGGUGGCGCGGCUCGGCCGACCGGUGCGCCGUCUGGCUCUGGAGGAGACCUCUUUGUCGGCGGCGGCGGCGCUGGCGGCCGGCGCCGACCUCCUGGUGGGGAUGCACGGCGCCGGCCUGGCGCUGGCGCUGGUGCUGCCGCCUGGCGGCGCCGUCCUGGAACUAUUCCCGUACGGUCUGCGGCCGGAGCGGUACCGUCCCUACCAGCGGCUGUGUCAGCUGCGCGGCCUGGGCUACCGCGCCUGGGUGAACACCGACCCGGCAUCCAGCGUGGUGCCCGGACCGGAGGCGACCUCAGAUCGGGGCGGGAUCGGCCACCUGGACGAUGCCGAGCGGAAGCGCGUGGAGACGCUCCAGGAGGUACCGGAGACACUGUGCUGCUCCGACCCCGCCUUCCUCUACCGCGUCUACCAGGACACUAUGGUGAACACUGCGGCCGUCUCCGCUGCCGCAGAGGCCGUCCUGGCCUCCGCUCGGCCCCGCCGCCGGAGGACACGCGGCGCACUCUUCUUCCCCGGCCCCGCGCGCCACCUGACGGCUCAGGCCGAGGGUGACUCACGGCUGAUCGAGUGGCGGCCGCCGGUGAACGCCGCGCCGGAGGCGGUGUCGUACCGUGUGUGGGUGCGGCAGGGGGAGCGGGUGGGCGAAUACAGGGUGCGCCGGCCGCGGCUGACCGUGGCCGCGGAAUGCGGGCUCUGCAGACUCCAGGUGUGGGUACGGACUGAGGUGGACGGCCGGACCGGACCGGUGGCGCAUGAGACGUUUGAACUGAACGAGCCGCCGGCGUGAUGAUUGUGAGGUGGAGUAAAGGUGUGUGGUGAUAUCGCGGAGUGUGAAGUGUGAUAGCUGAUAAGAAGUGAGAACGUUAUGCGAUUUGCUUCAAUUGUGUGUAUCGAUACCUGGCAUGUACGGUGCUACUGGCUACUUGUGAACUUGUAAAGCCUACUUGUGAACAACCAGUAGGCGGGCUACGUCCGUAGCAGACGACACGGUGCACACGCACACGCACCGUGUAUCUGCUACGGCGAUAGCCACGCCCGCUGGCUGGGGAGCUCGGACCGCCUUCCACAUUGAUGGUCCGGUGCCUCCAGAUGCACAGCGAGGCCGUUACUCGCAGUACCACGCGCGGGAACUUUUGUGAAAAUAGGUAUGGAGGAAGACUGCCGCUGGCUCCUCGACGCUGCUGUGACCGCAUGGUGUGACCAGCGGAAAGCCUCUCGGCAAUAAUAUCGUUCGUUCAGCCUCAAACUCUGUAAAGGGUGACCUGGAUGACCCUGACCGCUGCGCCUACAUUGGGGUCCGGCCGGAACGGGGUGAGAAGGGUCAUUGAUGUCACCCAACUAAACCGUAACACGGUGCCAAUCGUGUUGGGAGUCAUCCCCCCUCCUAAUUGUGUCACCCGAGGGGCUCGCUGUGUGCUGUGCUUUAUCGUCGAUAUAAGCAGACCUUGUCACCGAGCUUGGUGCAAACGUAGAGACGGCACUGAGCGGCCGCUCGGAUGCAGGGGAUGACGCCCAAGGCGCAGAGUACCGCGAGCUGCGUAUCCGCACCGACGCAUACAAGGCAGACCUUGUCCAUCUUUCCUCAGACUUCCUUCUCCGGCUCUGGGAGGAGGUGGAUUUCGCUCUACUUUGUAGAGUCAUGUGCAUUGUGUAGUGAGCCGCCCGGCUUAUGUCGUGGAUCGGAUGCUGUAAAACCGAGCAGUGACCUGAGGUAUGGUGCCGUGGAAUCCACAUCAUAUUGUUUGUUCUCACGUCGUGCAUGACAACGUUUGAGCUAUGCCAUAUGUUACGGUACAUACCUAUGUUUUCAUACAUGCUCGCGAAUCUCAUCAGUGCCUUCAAUCAUGAAUCAUGUGAGAAUGCAUGUCAAAAGGUUGCAGGCUUUUGUACCCAAACGAACAAACGGAAGUGUACCCAAUUCAUUAUUAUACUUGUUUCUUACUGCCAGUCAAAGUAAGAUUGAUG
Molecule: messenger RNA, 2923 nt
Organism: Amphibalanus amphitrite
Lineage: Eukaryota; Metazoa; Arthropoda; Thecostraca; Balanomorpha; Balanidae
Product: protein O-linked-mannose beta-1,4-N-acetylglucosaminyltransferase 2-like
Exons: 2
Coding region: 78-1745 (555 amino acids)
Biological process (GO): protein O-linked glycosylation via mannose
Cellular component (GO): endoplasmic reticulum
Molecular function (GO): protein O-acetylglucosaminyltransferase activity
Source: RefSeq, a predicted model, not a curated record